Funneliformis caledonium is the source of this 267-nucleotide messenger RNA. NCBI's taxonomy places the organism in Eukaryota, Fungi, Glomeromycota, Glomeromycetes, Glomerales, Glomeraceae. The record is from the annotation of a GenBank genome assembly.
AUGAAUGUUGCACCGGAGAUUUUUCAAAGGCAAGAAUAUACUAAAAUGGCUUUGUUAGUACAGGGUGGAUUGUUAAGUACGGCAGAAGAAAGAGAUAAAAAUGUUAAACAAUUCCUAAAACCAUUUUGUUCUACUUUUUGUUCAACUCCUCAGAUAGUUCAUGUUGAGAUCAUCAUCACCUACAAAUAUUGCUGUUGUGGAUACUACGCAAGUAAAAUAAUAAAAGCUCUUUUUGCAAAUGACAACACAACAUUGAAAAUUAUGUAA